Molecule: messenger RNA, 1698 nt
Organism: Penicillium antarcticum
Lineage: Eukaryota; Fungi; Ascomycota; Eurotiomycetes; Eurotiales; Aspergillaceae
Product: WD40 repeat domain-containing protein
Exons: 7
Coding region: 1-1698 (565 amino acids)
Biological process (GO): carbon catabolite repression of transcription
Cellular component (GO): cell division site; nucleus; cell tip
Molecular function (GO): protein binding
Source: RefSeq, a predicted model, not a curated record
AUGUUUGUCCUUCCACCCCCUCCUCCUCGCUAUACCAUCCCUGUCGCUUAUGCGGCGGGGGCGGCGAACGGUAUGGCAGUCCCUGUGGUUGAAACGAACAACACUAUCACCCACCCGGAAAAGGGUUGUCCAUUACAAGUUGGUGAGGGAACGUACACCCUUCAAGAUGAUCUCCUCCUCGCGACCCCGCCUCCGCACCCCUCCGAAGCCCCGAUUGUGAACCCCAAUCCUCUCGCGACAGUGCCUCUGCCGCCUACAUGCGGCGUGAAGCUGUCUCUAGUCAGCCUAGACCCUCGGAAGAAGCCCCCGACCUUUUUGAAUUCGGCCAUCACGGCCCCUCAGUUCGGUGACGGGAACUCGGCACUUGCAGCACCACCCGUACCGGCAAAGGACGCACUCAAGAGGAGAAAGCCCAAGAACAAUAUUAUCAAGAGCAGCUCGUCUUUCGUCUCGCGAGUUAUUACCCAUGAGACCUCAGCCAAGCGAUUGAGUGACCGUGACCCGAAUGGUGUUUUUGCCUUUGCGAAUAUCAAUCGAGCAUUCCAAUGGCUGGACCUCAGCUCGCCCACAAAGGAGGAGCAUCUCACAAAGGUCCUUUUCACCAAAGCCCAUAUGCUCUGCCACGAUAUCAACGAAUUGACCAAGACAUCGUCCCACUUGGAUAUUGUGAUGGGAUCUUCAGCCGGUGACAUCAUCUGGUAUGAGCCCAUGUCACAAAAGUACGCCAGAAUUAAUAAGAAUGGUGUGAUCAACAAUUCUCCCGUCACUCAUAUCAAAUGGCUUCCCGGAUCCGAGAAUUUGUUCAUCGCAUCUCACGCCAAUGGUGUGUUGGUCGUUUACGAUAAGGAGAAGGAAGAUGCUUUGUUCACCCCUGAGCCGAGCAACCCUUCUGAUAAGGAAAACGGAAGGUUGCCGUUGGAAAUUCUGAAGUCUGUCAAUUCCAAGAAUCAGAAGACGAAUCCGCUGUCAUACUGGAAGUUGGCAAACCAGAAGAUCUCGAGCUUUUCGUUCUCGCCUGGCCAGAGGCAUUUGGCCGUGGUUCUUGAGGAUGGGUCUCUCCGUCUUAUGGAUUACUUGAAGGAAGAGGUGCUGGAUAUCUUCCGCAGCUACUAUGGCGGCCUGAUCUGUGUCUGCUGGUCACCCGAUGGCAAAUACAUCGUUACCGGCGGUCAAGAUGACCUGUUGACGAUCUGGUCUUUCCCCGAACGCAAGAUUGUCGCAAGAUGCCAAGGUCACAACUCAUGGGUUUCGUCGGUAGCAUUCGACCCAUGGCGCUGCGACCAGAAGACAUACCGAAUCGGCAGUGUCGGAGAUGACUGUCGUCUGCUUCUGUGGGACUUCAGCGUUGGCAUGCUGCAUCGUCCCAGAGCUCACCACCAAGCCUCGACUCGAAAGCGCACCAGCAUUGUUGCGCCCGGCUCACAGACUUCUAACAGACACCGCGCGGACAGCGCUGGUAAUCGUAUGCGCUCCGACUCUAAUGGAACUGAACAUCUCAAUGGAGAGAUCGACCAGACGGCUAGCCAUCCUGUUGAACCACGGUCACGAACAGCUCUCCUGCCUCCGAUCAUGUCGAAAAUCGUUGGCGAAGACCCUAUCUGUUGGCUCGGCUUCCAAAAAGAUUGUAUCAUGACAUCCUCUCUUGAAGGCCACAUCCGCACCUGGCACCGACCAAGCGACAGCGUCGUCAAAUCAUGA